AUGACAUAUGGAUAUUGGAUACAACAAACAAUUGAUAAAAUGCCAAUUACAUAUAAUAAUAUGACAGUUAUCUUAUUUCUAUGAAAACGUAUUUAGCUCUGCUGGUAACUUGUCAGUCGGUAGUCAGUUUUUAACUGUUGGUCAGUGCGCACGUUGACUGGUCCAAACAUGAAGCUGCUUCUCUUCUUCACGGUCUCUCUCCUCGCGGGGUUAGUCUACUCCGCUCCAGCCUCUAGUAAAGAAGACGAAACUGUGGUGAUCACCGAAGAGUUCUUCCCAGACGAACUCGCCAUAUACACUUUCGAACACGAUCCUGUUAAAAUCCUGACUCCAUUGAACGCAUUGAACUUUGAAGAUGAUGAUGACGAAGAAAGUGAUUCAGAUUCUACCACAAGCUUCGUAGUACUAGCUGACAAAGAUGAACAGGGAGGCAAGGUAUACAAGGGUGUCUACUUACUCACAAAUGGACAAGCAACGAAGAUACUAGACAAUGGUAAAGAUGCAGCUGCUGCUAACGAUGACACUAAAUUAGUUUACUUCGCAGCCUCUGACGGCAUCUACGUUUACAACGAUGAAAAGAAAUCAGCUGACAAAUAUGGUUCUUUAACUGACGACUUCAUUGGCAUCGCCAAAGUUAACGGCAGUGACACUAUCUACGUUUUAUCAGCUGACCACGUCGUUUACAAGGUAACAGAAGAAGGUACAAAGAAAGAAAAGAUUGACCAAAUUGUGGAUGCUCAGCAGAUCAUCUUGGAUUACGAGAACAACCUCUAUUACUACACUAGUGACAAGACUGUCUACGUUUAUGUAAAUGGUGAAGUUAAGAAGAUCAGUGGUCUUCCCGAACACGCAUCUUACGUAGAGAUCCUCAACCCAGCAUUCGUCUUUGAGAACGGAGCACCAGUCAUUGUUGACAACAAAUCCUACCUUGUUUAUGAAAAUGGGACUAGUGAGCUUGGCGAAUUCGAGUUCCGAGUGAAGCCUACAGCCUACUCCAUGGAAGCUACUCUGAUUCAAUACUACGCUUACAACAAGAAAGUCUACGAAUACAACAUUUUGACCAUCAUUUUCAGUGAGAUUUUGGAUGAAUUGAAGAAAUACUUUGAUGACAAGACUGAUGCCAUUCAAGCCAUUGCUACAAGGUCUAGGAGCGAUUUGCGCGCUUAAUUUCUUUUGAUAAUACUCUCACGCCCGAAUACUCAAACGCUACUCAAUUUUAAGUUGUACUUAAAUAUCGUGCUAUCUCUGUCAUUUUAUAAAGAAUUGAUAGUGACAGAACUACAUUUGAGAGCGUCUUAAAAUUUAGUAGCGUUUGAGUAUUCGGGCAUCAGUACUGUCAUCUUGAAGAAGGCUUACGAUCUUAAAAAUGUCGAUGCUAUGAAAACAAUAACAAACAAAAGCCUACUGUUGUAAAAUAUAUUGUUAUGGAUAAGAA
Molecule: messenger RNA, 1435 nt
Organism: Spodoptera frugiperda (fall armyworm)
Lineage: Eukaryota; Metazoa; Arthropoda; Insecta; Lepidoptera; Noctuidae
Exons: 2
Coding region: 169-1167 (332 amino acids)
Source: RefSeq, a predicted model, not a curated record